This is a messenger RNA of Acyrthosiphon pisum (pea aphid), 1251 nucleotides long. Its product is annotated as early growth response protein 1-like. Bases 385 to 738 code for a protein of 117 amino acids. The record is from RefSeq and is a predicted model, not a curated record. Gene Ontology annotation, molecular function: DNA-binding transcription factor activity, RNA polymerase II-specific; RNA polymerase II cis-regulatory region sequence-specific DNA binding. NCBI's taxonomy places the organism in Eukaryota, Metazoa, Arthropoda, Insecta, Hemiptera, Aphididae. The transcript has a single exon. Gene Ontology annotation, biological process: regulation of transcription by RNA polymerase II.
UUUAACUUUGAAUGCUUAUAAAAUUAAAUCCUGCCUAUGUACCUAUCUUUAAUAAUUUUUUACAUCAAAUUUUUGUGACUAACAUAUUUUCUCAAAAACAUGGAAUUUCCGAGUGGACUUUCUUCGUAUUUGGGAAAUGGGGCCUUUUUCAUUGUUUUAUGGAAUAAUGCCUGGAUAAGUACAAAACCUACACGGGCAUAAUAUCAUCAUAAUUUGAUGUGUUAUAUUAUCAAUCUUAGUAUACUCUGUAUGGUAAAGUCAAUAAUUUCUAAUCGAUAGUAAACAAAGUAGCAUAGUAACGAAAUAUCAAUGUGGAAAACAAUUAGAUACAUGUAAUUAAAUUAUUUACUAAUAAAAGUAGACUGACAACACAACAGCGGACAAAUGGAGAAGAAACCAUACACGUGCGAUGUUUGUGACAAGUCAUUCAGUAAAAGUAGCAAUUUGGUUAUACAUCGACGCACACAUACUGGCGAAAAACCGUACGCGUGUGAUGUAUGUGAUAAGUCGUUCAGCCAAAGAAGCCAUUUCACAAGACAUCGACGCACACACACUGGCGAAAAACCGUACGCGUGCGAUGUAUGUGACAAGUCAUUCAGUGGAAGUGGCAAUUUUACGGACCAUCGACGCACACAUACUGGCGAAAAACCGUACGCGUGCGAUGUAUGUGACAAGUCGUUCAGCCAAAGUAGCAAUUUCACAAAACAUCGACGCAUACACAUUGGCGAAAAACCGUAAGCGUGCGAUGUAUGUGACGAGUCAUUCAGUGAAAGUGGCAAUUUGAAAGUACACAAACGGAUGCACAUGACACACUGAUUGGAAUGAUGAAAGAUCUAUGAUCCAAGGUCAAUCAUGUUAACAUAUUAUUAUGGAAGCACCGUAAAAAUGUUAGUUUUGUGGUGUAAAUAGAAAGUGGUUUUAAACACUAAAUUUUUAAUUUUUCAAAUGCAUAAAUAAAUAUUUCGUAUUGUUUUUGAGUACUUGUAUAAAAAGAGUACAAAAAAAGAAAACGUUGGGUUUUUAUUUUAUUUUAAAACAUUGAAUAUAAACAUCGGGUAUUUUGGACUUCAAAAAUAUAGGCAAGUUAAAAAUAUUUGGAGCCCAUCACACCGGCUGGUGUACCUAUUAUGAACGUGUCAAUGUUUAUGAAAUUAUCGUUUCAAAAAUGAUCAUUUGAGGCAUACCAAUUUUUAAAUUUUUCGAUUUCGGUUUCAAUUUUUCAAUACCGGUAUUAGGAAAUUUCGGUUUCGA